AUGAACAAAAAGUGGCUCCUUCGAACGCGCUGCACUGCUCCAUUUGAUGCACGAUCUUUUUCGCAACUGAGUGAUGAGGCUUGUGAAGAAUUUCUCACUAUCCGUGAUAACACGACUGAAAGCUUGGAGCAACUUGCGGAGAAACUGCGAAAAUGGGCGAAACAGCAGGGCUCGGAAUUUGAGGUGCAGGUGGAGAAUCGCUUGCUCAAACGCAAAGAGGCGCUCAAGAAGGCGAUGGAGUCGGUGUCUGCUCUGCAGGCAAGGGAUGACGUGAAGGAGGCACUGCGUGAGAUACUAAAGGCGGCCAACAACUACACGUUGAGUGCGCAGGAACAGUGGCAGCACAAAGAUCUCGUUAUCCAAGGGCUGUCGAAGCGGACACAGAGACGUGUGUACGACGAGAUUUUCAGAAUGUGUCCAUUCCUUUGUACAUAUCUCAUUUAA
This is a messenger RNA of Gongylonema pulchrum, 444 nucleotides long. The record is from the annotation of a GenBank genome assembly. NCBI's taxonomy places the organism in Eukaryota, Metazoa, Nematoda, Chromadorea, Rhabditida, Gongylonematidae.